UAUUGUUAGUGUCUAUGUUAUGAAAAUGGUUAUGAUGUUGACCAUUUUCUUCAAAUAUUUUAUUUAUUGAUUGUAUUCUCAUUACUUAAAUUACUAUGGAAACUGUGUCAACCAAACAACAACAACAAGAUUGGCGUUUUUUUGCCAAAUCUUUUGUAGCCGGUGGUCUAGCUGGUAUGACUUCGAAAACAACUGUUGCACCAUUGGAUCGAAUCAAAAUUCUACUUCAAGUUCAUAAUAGCCAUUAUAGAAAUCAUGGUGUUUGGUCCGGGUUAAAAGCAAUUGUACAGAAAGAAAGUUUUUUCAGUCUCUACAAAGGUAAUGGAGCGCAAAUGGUCAGAAUAUUUCCUUAUGCGGCUGUACAAUUCAUGUCGUUUGAAGUGUACAAACGUGCACUCUCACAAAUGUUCCCCGGUGAUGAUCGUUUAAGUGCCAAUAUACCAAAUAAUCAUCAAACGAAUGUAAAUCAUGAAUUAAAAUUUGUUGCUGGUUCAAUGGCUGGUGUAACGUCUGUUCUGAUGACAUAUCCACUGGAUUUGGUUCGUGCUCGUUUAGCUACUGUUGUCAAUACUAAACGAGAUCCAUUGAUUUCAAUCAAAACUACCGGUGUUCCGACAACCAUUCUUGGAACAUUAGGAUCCGUAUUUCGUAACGAAGGUGGAAUAAUGGGUCUUUAUCGUGGAAUCACUCCGACCGUUUUGGCCAUGAUUCCAUAUGGUGGAUGUAAUUUCUAUAUGUUCGAACGUUUGAAACAUUGGUGUGUAAAUUAUUCUCCUUCAUGGACCUGUUAUCGAGCGUCAAACGACAAACUAGUGCUCAAUGUUCCUUCAAAACUUCUUUGCGGUGGUAUAGCUGGUGCAAUUGGUCAAACGGCCAUAUAUCCAUUGGAUGUAGCCAGGCGACGCAUGCAAUUAGCCAUGACCAGCCAAGAAACGGCCAUUUACUCAGAAAGUUUUGUCCAAACACUUCUUUUAACUUAUCGAUCGCAUGGCGUCAUACGUGGCCUAUAUCGUGGCAUGAGUGUUAACUAUAUUCGAGCUGUUCCAAUGGUUGCCGUAUCGUUUUGUACAUAUGAACUUUUGAAACAAUUAUUUGGAUUAGAGACAGGUGUUUAAAGAAAUAUCAGUAUUCCAACCAACAAAUCAAAAAACAUUCCAUUGUGAUCAUUAUUUCAAUUCAUCUAGGUUUUUUUUUGGCAUCAUUUACUUCUAUCUUUAUAUU
Molecule: messenger RNA, 1221 nt
Organism: Dermatophagoides pteronyssinus (European house dust mite)
Lineage: Eukaryota; Metazoa; Arthropoda; Arachnida; Sarcoptiformes; Pyroglyphidae
Product: solute carrier family 25 member 16-like
Biological process (GO): transmembrane transport
Cellular component (GO): mitochondrial inner membrane
Source: RefSeq, a predicted model, not a curated record